This is a messenger RNA of Polypterus senegalus (gray bichir), 3065 nucleotides long. RefSeq names its product tyrosine kinase, non-receptor, 1 (gene tnk1). The transcript is spliced from 14 exons. Gene Ontology annotation, molecular function: ATP binding; protein tyrosine kinase activity; protein binding. The record is from RefSeq and is a predicted model, not a curated record. Lineage: Eukaryota; Metazoa; Chordata; Cladistia; Polypteriformes; Polypteridae. The coding region runs from base 413 to 2557 and encodes 714 amino acids. Gene Ontology annotation, biological process: protein phosphorylation.
UGCAAAGCAAAGCAGAGAGAGAGAGUUCAGGAGAGGGAGCGAAAUGGAGCGUGGGCGAGUAAGGGCUCACCCCAGGAAUCCAGGAGCUUGAAAAAAGAAGGGCUAAGGGGGGUGGGGGGAGACUGAAAAACACUUCACACUAACCUCACCCCACCUACCAGUGGACUUCAAAGAGAAAAACUGAAAGGGUGAGUGCUGAUAGAGAAAGACACUGAGCUAUGGAAUAAAAUGUCAGAUUCAUCUUGCUUGCUAACCCGGGGAAGUACAAUGGCGAGCAGUGUGAAUUAAAUCCAGAAAGAAAGAAAGGAAAAAUCACUGUAAAUAAGAAGACACUUUCUUCUGUUUAUUUCAUCAAAAAUAUUUGCUCCAGAAUAUUGAAGUUUUUGUGCUGAUUUGAUUCAUCUCCAGGUUAAUGAUGCUACCAGACCAGAAUGCUGACUGGUUGCUUCAGCUCCUCACUGAGGUUCAGUUGGAGAGAUUCUACACACGGAUCCGAGAUGAACUCAAUGUCACUCUCCUGGAACAUUUUGACACUGUCAGAUCAUCAGACCUGGAGCAGAUUGGAAUUGGCAGGCCAGGCCAGAGGAGACUUACAGAAGCAAUUAAGCGAAGGAAGGCCAUGGCACGACCCAAAUCCUGGAUGGCAAAGGUUUUCAGCGUACGUGAGCAAGCAUCAUCUGCUAACACUGAACCUGAACGCAGUAUGACCUGCCUCAUCCAGGACAGUGAAUUGACCCUGUAUGAGAAACUCGGCAGUGGCUCAUUUGGUGUGGUCAAGAGGGGAGAGUGGAGGAGUCCAUCAGGGAAAAUGAUAAAGGUUGCUGUGAAAUACCUCAUACCUGUGGACACAUCAAAAGAAGCAGAAAUUCUGAAGGACUUCUUGCAGGAGGUGACAGUAAUGCAUGCCCUUGAUCAUCCCAACCUGAUCAGACUUUAUGGCGCGGUACUGACCCACCCUCUUAAGAUGGUAACAGAAUUGGCUCCCCUGGGCUCCUUGCAUGACUGCCUCCGUUCCCGAUAUGGCAACUUUUCUCUGAUGCGUCUUUGGCUCUUUGCCACCCAGAUAAUUGCAGGAAUGGCAUACCUGGAAUCACGUCAUUUCAUCCACCGGGAUUUGGCAGCAAGGAAUGUGCUGCUGGCAUCGGCCAGUCUAGUUAAGAUUGGGGACUUUGGUUUAAUGAGGACACUAACCAUGGAGCAGGACCACUACAUUAUGUCAGCACACCGCAAGAUCCCUUUUGCCUGGUGUGCUCCAGAAAGCCUGAAGGUUGGCACUUUUUCCCAUGCCUCAGACGUAUGGAUGUUUGGGGUUACACUUUGGGAGAUGUUCAGCUACUGCCAAGAACCUUGGUUGGGGAUGAUGGGGAGAGAGAUCUUACUCAGGAUAGACAGAGAAGGAGAACGCUUAGAAAGGCCCCAGGAUUGUCCACUGGAGAUGUACUCCAUCAUGAGGCAGUGCUGGACUCAUAAUCCUCAAAGUAGACCAACCUUUGCAAUAUUAAACAACCUCAUCAGCAAGGCACAGCCCAUGGAGGUCCAAGCCACGCAAGAUUAUAAUGAACCUGGCAAGCUUCCUCUUCAAGCAAAUGACACAAUUACUGUUAUCGAGAAGGGGUCUGGCCAAGCAUUUUGGCGAGGACAGAAUCAGCGGACUUUGUCAGUGGGCUUCUUCCCAGGGGCCAUAGUCACUCAACCUUCCCAGAAGAAUGAAGGUUUCAUCAGCAUGCCUCUCAGGAACAGUUUUGUGCAUGUUAGCCAUGGAGAUAUGGAGCCAUGUCGCAGCUGGGGUUGUCCAGAACGACUAGACAACAAUUAUGGAAAACUUCCACCUUCAUCUAGAAAAGAACGUCUCAAGGAUAAAGAUCCCUGCAAACUUCUGAAAAUGUCAGGGUUGUCACGAAGUCUGGAAUCUGUGCUAAAUGCCACAUCAAAACUCGACCAAGUCAAACCAGGAAGAACACCUGAGAAUGUCAAAGACAGUCUUAGAGUGAAUGAGCGACGAAUGAGUGACCUCCCUGGCAAGCGUCCCAUCUUGGACAGUGGUGCACAUCAGAGACAAUAUGUCACUCCUCCCCAACAAAGAGUUAAAGGAAGAGCAGCUCAACAGACAAGAGAUCACAGAUUGGGUUUAAACGUAUUUUCAAACAAUCCAUGGAAUGCACAGGCCCUGCCCAAGGUUGACUAUCCUGAUGGACGGAGUGGAGGUGGAGGUGAAGGUGGAGGCAGGUUGGCAAGUUCAGCCCACAUGGCUCGCUCCAAUCCCCAGAUUGACAAGUGUGCAGAACACAGCUCAUGGUUGCCACCAGCAAAUGUGGAUUUUCGAAAAGUUAUCUCUCAGGUCCAGGAGUCAGUGCAUGGAGUCACGCUGGAGGAGUGUCAGGAUGCCCUACGCAUUCAUGGUUGGGACCCACAGCAGGCUACACAGCACUUGAAGAUGGAGCAAUUAUACUUCAUGGGUCGUCGGUCCCGGGAAGACUGCCGUCGCAUCCUUGCCAAGUUUCAGUGGAAUCUUCAAGCAGCAAGUCGCUAUAUAAUGCGAGACCACCAUGCCCUCUGAAAUGAGGAGAGAAACCAGUUAUCCGUGUAAAGAUACCUCUCUGUAAUGGUUUAAGUGAACUGGAGUUUGAAGUCCAAUUACCUCUCAAACCAGAGUAGUAACCCUUGGGAGUUUAUUGCAGCAGGUACACCAACUUGUUCUGAAAGGGGGGCGCUGGCCUUUUCACAACAGACCACAAGAAGAUUUUUGGACAUCAAAAGCUGGACAUUUUGUAUUCCUCUGGUCGUGUGUGCUUCAAAAGAAUUGAAGAAAUGAAAUUAUGGGAGUGUUCAUCAUUCACUACAUUGGUGGGGAUCAUUCAAGAUCAAGAAAAUCCAUUAGCAUCUACUGAUUGGACGAUAAGAAACAAAUCAUAAAAAGCGCCAUGUUGACACCAUGUUGCCAAGGAACUACUGCUCUCACUUAUUGGAAAUGCUGCUCACUCUUGAUCGAUGGAUUUUUUUUUUGUCAAAUACACUGCAGGAUUAUGGUAUGGAUUAAAAUAAAACAGGUCUGAAAGAAAAACAAA